This is a messenger RNA of Phyllotreta striolata, 746 nucleotides long. NCBI's taxonomy places the organism in Eukaryota, Metazoa, Arthropoda, Insecta, Coleoptera, Chrysomelidae. The record is from the annotation of a GenBank genome assembly.
AGUCUACAACUAACAAUAGCUUCAUCAUGAACUCCUUCUCUCUACUCUUUGUUGUCAUCAGCAGCCUCGUCGCUGUUUCUCAAGCCAGACUUGUUCUAAAUGGAAAAGUUGCGGGCAACGCAAAAUUGGAUGAUCCUAUCCAACUCGAAAUAUUGGGAAUGCCGGUCAAUUUGGACGGCAGUGCCAAAGCAUCUGCCCAAGGAAGCGCUUUAGUAGGAAGACGCCAUCAUCUGAGCAAAAAGAAUACCGCUAAAAAAGUCGUUCUCCAAGACAGUCUCGAAGAGGAACCAGUCGAAUUGGAAGUUGUGGAAGUCGCUCCUGCCAAUUCAGAAGAAGAAGGCGCCAUUAUCAUGCGUAAAUCACGUUUCAAUGGAGAAAAAUCUAACGGAAAACUCGUAAUCAAAGGAAACGCCGGUGCUGGUGCUGAAUUAGUCGAACCCAUCGACGUAGAAAUCUUGGGAUUGCCCGUCAGUCUUACCGGAGGAGCCAACGGAGACGUGCACGGAGAAGCUUUUAUCGGCAGAGGACUGUCUCUCAACGGCCAGGGUCAAGUAGAUGCAGCUUUGUCUUCUGAAGAAAUCAGGAUCGAAGAUUUGCCAAUCGUCCUCAGCGGCUCCGCCAGCGCCCAAGGCAAAGGUAAUGCUUACAUUGGUAAGCACGGCCACAAGAGAUACUACUACGUCUACUAGAGAGCAUGGUGAAUUUAUGUUAGUUGAAAGCGAAUUAAUAAAUUGUUGAUAUGCAUU